Paramacrobiotus metropolitanus is the source of this 4005-nucleotide messenger RNA. RefSeq lists its product as uncharacterized. NCBI's taxonomy places the organism in Eukaryota, Metazoa, Tardigrada, Eutardigrada, Parachela, Macrobiotidae. The record is from RefSeq and is a predicted model, not a curated record. Gene Ontology annotation, molecular function: dTDP-glucose 4,6-dehydratase activity. Gene Ontology annotation, biological process: nucleotide-sugar metabolic process. The transcript is spliced from 2 exons. Bases 100 to 2046 code for a protein of 648 amino acids.
UUGACACAGCGGUCCGCGUCAACAGCAGAAAGGUAGCUUUUGAAUUUGCUUUUACAUUUACAAAGCGUACGUAAGCCGUUUUCCGAAACGUAAGGUAAAAUGAAGUUCCUUGUGUAUGGUGCUGAUGGCUGGAUAGGGGGACUGAUUGCCGACAUCCUGCGCAACGCAGGAGACAAAGUAUUCAAAGGAAGUCGUGUAUUAUCCAUUGAUGACGUACUUCUCGAUCUGAAAACAACCGAGCCGCAUUAUGUUAUCUGCAGCUUGGGUCGAACGUGGGGACCUGGUUACAAUUCUAUUGAUUACCUGGAGCAGCCUGGCAAACUACCCGAAAACAUUUUUGCGAAUCUCACUGCACCCGUUUUGAUCGCCCAGGCAUCGGCGGCGCAUCGUACUCCAUCGUCGGUUCCCGUUCUUUACAUAGGAUCGGGUUGCAUUUUUGAAUAUGACGACGAACAUCCUCAAAAGAGCAACAAGUGCUUCACGGAAGCGGAGCCACCAAACUUCGUUGGAUCUUCUUAUUCCGUGGUGAAAGGUCAAACGGAUUUAAUAAUGAAAAAUUUUUCGCAUGUGCUGAGCGCAAGAAUCAGGAUGCCAAUUACUGAACAAAGCUCAUCCAGGGACUUCAUUACCAAGGUUCUGGGAUAUGAAAGAAUAAUAUCCUCACCAAAUUCCGUCUCCGUACUACCAGAUAUUCUACCUUUUCUUGUUGCAUGUCUUCUUGACGGAAAACGUGGAACCAUCAAUGCAGUGAACCCCGGAGUUAUUGAGCACGAAGAGAUCGUACAUAUGUAUGAGCAGAUAUCAAAUCGGCCGCACAAAUACUCACUAAUGACCAUAGAACAACAAAACAAGCUUUUGUUGGCCCAAAGAUCAAAUAACUGUUUGAGUACGGAGCUAUUCGAUCAAUGGUUUGCUGAACUCCCUAAGCAUUUGAAAGCGAAAUACAAAGUUCCGGAAAAGCUGGCACCGGCAAAAGAGAGAAUUCGACGCAUCAUUGCAAUACGGGAAUCUAAAGGUGUCGACACAGUGAAUUCAAAAGUCAUUUUGGUAACAGGUGGAUGUGGGUUUAUUGGGUCAAAUUUCAUCAACUAUUGGAGCAAGCAAUAUCCAGACGAUAUCAUAGUGAAUCUUGAUUCUUUGCAGUUCAGCUCCAACCCCAAGAACAUUGAAAACCCUGGCCAUUUUAAAUACCACUUUAUUUAUGGAAGUUUACUGGAUGCUCCAUUGGUUUCAAAACUUUUUCAAGAUUUUGCAUUUACACACGUAGUUCAUUUUGCUGCAGCCAGCAAUGUGGACCAGUCGUUCAGCCAUCCGAUGGAUUGCACCAGUUCAAACGUUUUGGGCACCCAUGUACUUCUGGAAGUUGUUCGUAAAUGCAAAACCUUGCAGAUUCUGGUGUAUAUUUCCACUGACGAAGUUUACGGUGAAAUUGUGCAGGGAUCAAGCUCAGAAACGUUUCCCUUUCUUCCAACUAACCCGUAUGCGGCAAGUAAAGCAUCUGCCGAAUGUCUCGUGAUGUCUUAUGGUAAAUCGUAUAACAUACCAUACAUCAUCACCAGGUGCAAUAAUGUCUACGGGCCUUAUCAAUACCCUGCUCAAGCAAUACCGAAGUUUGCUCUUCUUAUUUUAAAGCAGCGCAAAAUGCCAGUUCAUGGGUCUGGACAGGCCGUAAGACGUUUUUUGCACGUCUUUGACAAAUGUCGUGCACUUGAUCUUAUAAUUGAAAAAGGUCAAAUUGGAGAGAUUUACAACAUUGGGACGCAAGACGAGGUGUCUAUAUUGCAAAUUUGUUCAUUGUUACUGCAGGAAGUCUUCAAAAAGGAUGUGCACCUGCAAGAUUGGAUUGUUCAUGUACCAGACAGGCCAUAUAAUGACUGCCGAUACGCAGUUGACUUUUCGAAGCUGAAAGCGUUGGGAUGGGAACAGAGCAUUGACUUCAAGGACGGAUUUUCCGACACAGUAAAUUGGUAUAAGAACAACCAAGAUCACUGGGGAUCGAACGGACAUUUGGACGAAGCCUUCCGAACAUCGGACCACAUUUUCUAAUGCAGUUUUAGUUAAGCAGUAAAUGGGUAAAUGGUGGAUAACAAACGAGUAAGAUCGCGUCUUUUUGCCUCAGGCCAUGAAAACGGAUUUCUUGGAAAACCACAUUUCUGAAUCAAAUAGCGUGCCACCGCAUUUGGAUUACAAUUGAGGUGUCGUAAACAUUUAGGCACUGCUUGUCGCCGCUUUUAAAUUGCAGAGGUUCGCAUUAUUGGUAAGAUCAUGUUUGAAAACAAUUAAAACAAAAGCAGUCCCCUUGUCAGAAUUGUGAUAUAAUCAUAUAGUUUAUUGAUAGCUUUUGAAUCAAAUGCAGAUAUUAGAGACCAUAUAAUAACCCAUCGAUUUAUACCAAAAUGACCGAUUUCAAUAUGAGUAAUCGAUGUAAAAUAUAUAUUUAUUCUCGUAUAUAACAGCGAGCUUGUUUUAAAGCACAGCGGCGAUGACAUUAAUAGCAAAAACACAAUCCGUUACACAUUUUUCCCGCAAAAAACAAUAUUUCAUGGAAAAAUACGCUUUUAGCAGCUCAGAAUAAAAUCAGUAAAAAGGUGUGUAACGGAGGGACGCUCCGCCCUCCUGAGUAGCUAUUCGCUGUUUCUGGGGAUUUCCACCCCGCACAUUGCUGCGCUGUUUUGACGGAUCUGCAGCACAGUUGCACUGGCUGCAGAAUCCUUCCUUGUUAGUCUGGUGUUUGCUGCGCCACGGUGCGCAUUAGAUUCGGCAAUAAAGCCUCAUCCGGGUUCACCGCUGUUUCGCUGUCGAGGAUACGCGUGGCGCCCAUACGGCCCCGCGUUAUAGGUGAGAUGCGGCAUUCAAUUUUAAAUUUUGGAUGUUGACAUCCACGCGUUUCACAGCGAUACUGCUUUCCGGAAACCGACGAAACAGGGCAUUCAUUCACUGAAAAGAAGGAGAUGCUUCAUGAUUAUCUUUUUUCAAACAAGUACGAAAUAGAGAAUUCGAUCUGGUUGCCGACGAAGUGAUGGUUGUUCAAUACCGCACCAAAAGAGACUACAUGUACAUUGCAACAAGUCGCAAGACGAACGUUGUUAUUGCGGCCUUUACUACAGCCUGUGCGCGGUUACAUCUGUUGAAAUUCAUGGAAAUGACAGCAUUUUAUACGUUCACAAGGAUGAUUUGCCUGAUCCACCAACCGGGACCUGUCUGGGUCAUUUGUCGUCAUCUUUAGGACCUGCUGAACACAUUGAUGAAUUUGUGGCAAUAAGAAGAUUUAGUGCACUGUUAGCAGUUUCCAAAAUGAUUGGCCGGGGCGCACCGAAGGUCUUCCUAUUUGAGCUCCAAUGCUCUGCUUAACUUCUGUCCGUUACGGAAGCUCUUAUCAGGACGUCAUCGCGGUCAGUCGGAUGACGUCAUGGCUCUGUAUUGCAGCUUUGUAAUGCUUAACUUGUUUCCGUUGCGAAAGCUCAGGAUCACACUCCCGGUAUCAAACUCCAUCAGCGACAGCCAAAAAUUCCGACAGGAGCCGACCAUAUAGCACAAAAAUAGGGGAAAAAAGCGGACCAUGUCCAGAAGGGAGAAAUGGCUGUGACUUUCUCCAUCAACAAUAAUAUGCGAAACAUUUUUAAUAGGGCUGACACUUUUACUAAGGCUUUUUUAAUAAUCUUGACCUUCGCUGCGCUUCGGUCAACUAAUUCCGGAAAUAAUGUAGUAAUGUCCCCCAUAUCGGACACUACUACUUUCGUUCCAGCAACAAUGUCCCCCAUGCCGGACACCUUAUUUCGUUCCGGCAAUGAUGUCCUUCAUGCCGGAUAUCAAUAAUUGCAUUCCAGCGAUAAUGUCCCCUUGGUGACCAUGGCCCCUCAGUUCUUUUUGACCGUUAACGUAGUGGUAGCGGUGGUACCAGCGGUAGCGGUGGUACCAGUGGUAGCGGUGGCGUUAACGUAGUGGUAGCAGUUUUUCAUAGGCACCGAUUCACCUUAAAAUCAGCUUUUCGUUGUAGGUCCGCCA